Messenger RNA from Biomphalaria glabrata, 2573 nucleotides. Its product is annotated as potassium channel subfamily K member 18-like. Bases 541 to 1245 code for a protein of 234 amino acids. Gene Ontology annotation, cellular component: membrane. Gene Ontology annotation, biological process: stabilization of membrane potential; potassium ion transmembrane transport. Gene Ontology annotation, molecular function: potassium ion leak channel activity. NCBI's taxonomy places the organism in Eukaryota, Metazoa, Mollusca, Gastropoda, Planorbidae. The record is from RefSeq and is a predicted model, not a curated record. The transcript has 3 exons.
AAGUGUUUUGAUUGAAAAUGUGUUUGUUGUGUUCUCAUCCCAACAUUUAAUCUAACUCCAAGAAAUUGGAAUACUUACUAUUUGAUGUAUUUAACCAAAAAGGAGUGAAUAGUUGUAGGCUACAAUAAGCAAAGCUUUUAUGUAAGAGGUUUAUAAUUUGUACAUUUGUAAUAUUAUCUGUUUCGAAGUUAAAUUGUGUCUAGAUAAAUCUAGGCUACACUUAGAUCUUAGUGUAUGGACUAUAGACAAGAUCUAGAUCUAGAUCUACUAAUAUCUGGUACCGUCUACGGAUCUGUGUAUAACAAAAAGUGUAUUUAUCAAAAUUUAGCACAGAUCUUUAGUUAUUUAAAUUACUCUUACCUUUAGUAAUUACUUUCACAUAUUAGUUUAAGAUGGUGAGGGCGUAAAGCAUGAUUAGGGCCCAAUAUAGGGCCCAAACAUAUCAACAUACGAUUUCAAGACCUUCGUAAGAAAGAACAUUUCUAGAAGUUAAUCGCUUAAAGUUGUAUCCCUUUAAAAACAAGAUCUUGAUCGCAUGUCAUGUUAACCAGACAGGUAGGCAGCAGAAUCAUUAGCCCGCAACGACAAGUGACCGAUACAGAUGGCAAACCUAAAGAGCAGAUUCAGAAUCUGCGGUUGUCUGUGGGAGCUCAGAGGCGGAUGUCCUUGUCCUCUCAGACGCUUGUGGCAGUGCAGCAAGAUGACUUGAAAUCCAGUAGGUCCCCCAAGUCGGCGCAGGCCGUGCAAGACGAAAAGAAGUCGGUGAAGCAAGAGAGUAAGAAGACGCAUGCUUGCACAAAGUGUAAGAAUAAAUGCAUAGCGUUCUGGCUGGCGCUCAUCUCCAACUUCCUGCUUCUGUUCCUGGUGGCAGCCUAUUCAGUUAUGGGAGGAUUCCUUUUUCAGUUCCUGGAAUUGAAGAAACAUGCUCUUCCCAAAGAUCAAUUUCAAUUUAUGGAGUACAGGCGAAUGACUACAGUCUAUAAACUUCUGGGCAUCUCAAGAAUCAAUACGAAUCUGACAAUGGACAUUGGCUAUCAGUGGGCCGAGUCUUUGGACAAGGUGCUGGAGGAGUACCAACUAAUGGUCAUGGAGGAGACAGGCCGUCAAAUCAAGGCGGAGAAAAUAGAAUGGACCUUCAUGUCUUCCAUAAUGUACAGCGUGACGCUGAUCACGUCCAUAGGUGAUAACAGUUCCGCCAGAGCCAGUCUCCGAGUCCAACGUGAAGGCCAGUUUGUCAAAGUCUAAUUGAGACGCAGAUAAUUGGAAGCAUAUUGCAUUUAAUGGAUUGCUUUUAACCACUACAACUUUCGGCAAUGACAAUCCUGCAAAAGCUCUGUUAGCAAACAUCCAUCCAUUUCAAUAAGACAAGAAUGUCACUCAAUUCCUAGUGAACACCCGUCACUGCCAUAACUGCUUUGAGCUUACCUAAAAACCUUAGAUGGAAGGAUAAAGAAAGGGGGGGGGGAGUAAGACCGAGGUUAUACUGAUGAUGAAUUUUAAAUGCAGGUUGAAGAAUAUUGGGCAUUUCAACAAACAAUGUUCGUAAGCACACACAUUUAGCCUAAACAAAUCCAUAUAAUAAGCCAGUUGUAAACAGACACUACUUCCUCUAUAGAACCUAUACUGCGUCUGUUACAAAAACAAUGGAACAUUUUGUACCUCUACCCACCCCGUCCUACCACUAGAAAGAAUCCUGUUUCAGCGACUGUAUACAUCUGAAACAUUUCCUACAAUGAACACUCUUCCAGUGGCCGGCAUUUAGAUUGAGACUUAGAAGACGAUGCACACCAUUUCCCUGAACCUUCAUUGAGUCAACUCUUCAAAGAAUGCGGAAAUACCUCAAGACGCCUAAUAUAUAAGAUUAAUAUUUUCUCGUUCUCUAGCGAAAUUAUUUUUUUUGUUUGAUUUUAUUUUGAAAAAUUAUAAUGGCCAGGGCGCACAACGAGCUAGUAAUUGUUUUCGGAGCGUUAUACACCAACUGUUAAAUUUCUGGGAAAAUCGUUAGAGCCGUUUUCGACAUUUGCGUCCAUCCACCCAGAAGUUUCCAGAUUUUUGUUUCCACGAACUACGAAUUGAAUUGAAUUGACUGUAGUAUAAAAUUAGAAACCUUGUGCAGCUAGAAAAGAAUAAGAAGCAAGUGAAAUCAUUUCAAGUACUACUUCUUGUACAGAGACUUUGCCAUUAAUAGAGUCCAAUAGAAACAAAUACGAAUCUUUCUUAAUACCUCCCCGUCCGAGUCUUGCUUUGAAUGUAGGUUGUGUAAUACAAAUCUUUCUUAAUACCUCCCCGUCCGAGCCUUGCUUUGAAUGAAGGUUGUGUAAUACGAAUCUUUCUUAAUACCUCCCCGUCCGAGCCUUGCUUUGAAUGAAGGUUGUGUAAUACGAAUCUUUCUUAAUACCUCCCCGUCCGAGCCUUGCUUUGAAUGAAGGUUGUGUAAUACGAAUCUUUCUUAAUACCUCCCCGUCCUAGCCUUGCUUUGAAUGUAGGUUGUGUAAUACAAAUCUUUCUUAAUACCUCCCCGUCCGAGCCUUGCUUUGAAUGAAGGUUGUGUAAUACGAAUCUUUCUUAAUACC